Menidia menidia (Atlantic silverside) is the source of this 738-nucleotide messenger RNA. The record is from the annotation of a GenBank genome assembly. Lineage: Eukaryota; Metazoa; Chordata; Actinopteri; Atheriniformes; Atherinopsidae.
AUGCCGAAAACUAACAAGACCGAAAAGAAAACGACUAAAACACAAGAAAAUGACGAACAGUCGGGAGAUGCUAGUGGAGAUGAAGCUAAUGCUAUCACGAGGAACGCUAGCCUUGACCCACAGCAAUACGCGUUGCUGGAGGGUAUCAAGACACUUUCACAAGAAUUAAAAGAAUUCAAAAACGAAAUGAAGCACGAUAUAGAAAAACUCAAAGAAGAUGUUAAAGCCACAAUGAAGGAAGAUCUCAGCAGAUUCAGGGAGGAAAUGAUGUGCGAGCUGCAGAACCAGAAGAGCAGUAUCACCGAGGUACAGACCCGUGUAGCUGAUCUGGAAGCUGCAUGCUUGGAAAUGAAAAAUGAGCUGCUUGAGACAUUAGAAAAGAACAAAGCUAUGAACGACAAACUUGUGGAUCUGGAGAGUCGAAGCCGGAGAAAUAAUCUUCGUAUCUAUGGAGUUCCGGAAGGGAAAGAAGGUAGAUCGGUCUCGGAGUUUGUCACCGAUUUGCUAAAUAAACAGCUGAAGCUACCAGACGGAAUGCGGACCUAUGAGAACGCGGUCGAAACGGCAUCGGAUAUGAUCAAGAAAGGCUUCGGCCUGACCUGGGUUCCAAAAGAAAACAAGCUAAGAUCGGCCAAGGAGAAGCUCGACUCGCUGUUGCCAUGGAAACGGAUUAUCAACACCGAUACAGGUCAACGCGCGAGGGAGAAGCUUACGGAGUUCAGACGCGAGGACCAGUGA